Messenger RNA from Linum tenue, 389 nucleotides. Lineage: Eukaryota; Viridiplantae; Streptophyta; Magnoliopsida; Malpighiales; Linaceae. The record is from the annotation of a GenBank genome assembly.
CUUCUGCCGCUCACAACUCAAUCUCCCCAUCUCCCUGCUUUUCUUCCUCCCUCUGAAAAUCAACGAUCAACCAAAGAAAAGAAAGAAACAAAAACAACCUUUCUUCUUCCCCUCCUCUCACUCGAUGGGCUCCUCUACUCAUUCUCAAUUAUGGCGAUGAUGGAGAAGGAAUGAUAGAUCGGAGGAUGAUGAGCCUCGCCGACUUCCGCCGACGAAGAGUGCAGCAACCGAACACCUUCCUCGGUGCGAGAAGAAGAAGGAAAGAAGCUGUCGGCGACAAAGGUGAAGUAACUCCCGCCGGCGGUGAAAAGGGGUUCAAAUCUGGAAAUCUGUGUUAUGGUGUUCAUGAUGAGUUUGAUUCUGAGAAUCGGUUGCCGGUGAUUGUAAAG